AUGAAGCUGAUCGACUGCGAACUCCGGCGGAUUGUACCAGCAUUACCUUCAUACAGAUUUUCUGCGCUCAGCUACGUAUGGGGUACGAGCAGAUCUGGGGAUGAGGAUCAGUGUAUCCACAACAUACUUCCUACGACCCUGCCACGCACUAUCGAAGAUGCCAUGAGUGUCACCAAGAAGCUGGGUCUUCGUUACAUUUGGAUCGACAGGUAUUGCAUCAACCAGGAAGACGAUGAUGAGAAACAAGUCCAAAUCCGUCAAAUGGACCUUAUCUAUCAAGAAGCACACGUAACUAUAAUCGCUGCAGCAGGUACUGAUCCACAUUUCGGCCUGCCUGGAGUUGGUGCUACCUCGAGAACUCCUCAACCGACUGCCUGGAUUAAAGGCCGACGCCUUGUAUCAAGUCUAGCAGAUCCACGACCGCUCAUCAAUGCUUCUAAGUGGAUGAAGCGAGCAUGGACCUAUCAGGAGAACUUUUUUUCGACCCGACGGAUUGUUUUUACAGAGCAACAGGUAUUCUAUGAGUGUCGAAGCGGUAUGGGGUUUGAGUCAGACGAUGCUUUCCAGAAGAAUGAAUAUUCCAAUUUUCUCAACCCGGCCGAGACUUCGAAAUAUAAAGAUUCAAGUAUCUGCGACCGCCUGGAAGACUAUUGUGGUAGAGAACUGUCUGUCCACUCCGAUGCUAUACGCGCAUUUGAAGGUGUAUUUCACAAUCUCAGGAAAGAAAACCACGUUCAUCAAUACCUGGGUAUUCCCAUAAUGCCAUCAGCGAUGGAAGGAUGGUCGAAAAAAACACAUCGUAGCAGGGGUGAGGCUUUCGCUGCUGGGCUCUCGUGGUGCAAUAAAGCGCAAGGUACCAGGCGUAGCUUGUUCCCUACGUGGAGUUGGGCUGGAUGGACUGUGCCAAUUAAAUACGAAGGUUCGCUGUGCGGUCUUGGACUCGAACUUGGACACGAAAGACCAUUGAAGGUCUUUAUAGAGAACAGUGAUGGAGCUCUUUCGGACAUGGACGAGCUAAGCGACGUCUCGCUAGACCAAAGCGUUUCUGGUUCCUCUAGCAAGUUCAUUCAUAUCGAAGCAUGGACGAUACCUAUCGAUGUUCGGUAUGCUCCCAAGGGGGCAGAAAAGCACCGAUACAAUAAAUAUUGGAUUUCCAAGAAGAAGAAAACCCAACACUACAAUCCUCGGGAUGACGACGACUCCGGUUAUGUUGCUAUAUCCCAAAGCGAUGAGGGGGCAGUCCAAGUUCCCUUCUAUCCACUACAUCAAAAGCACAAGAACGAUGUUACUACCCAGCAAAUCGAUGCGCCAGACUUCGAACAGGGUAGAUUUUUGGGUAUAGUGUUGGGCAGAUGUGAAGAUUUUUCAGAUCUGGGUUAUUUUGAUUUCAUCUUCAUCAUGGUUGUACUUGAAAAAGAGCACUGUUACGAACGAGUUGGGCACAUACUCAUUUGUCCGGCUACCAUGUCAUGGCCAAUCUUUGAAAGAACCGAGAUCCCCAAACCCGUGAUACGCGAAUUGCAGAGUUUCUUUCGUUCGAGGAAGAGAAGAACUAUUCGUUUAGGUUGA
Alternaria arborescens is the source of this 1569-nucleotide messenger RNA. RefSeq lists its product as hypothetical. Bases 1 to 1569 code for a protein of 522 amino acids. NCBI's taxonomy places the organism in Eukaryota, Fungi, Ascomycota, Dothideomycetes, Pleosporales, Pleosporaceae. The record is from RefSeq and is a predicted model, not a curated record. The transcript has a single exon.